Molecule: messenger RNA, 1266 nt
Organism: Microbotryum saponariae
Lineage: Eukaryota; Fungi; Basidiomycota; Microbotryomycetes; Microbotryales; Microbotryaceae
Source: the annotation of a GenBank genome assembly
AUGGACAACAACACCAAUACCAACAACGCCAGCCCUGCUGGUAUUUCACCUCCUCGCCCUGACCCCCCCCCCCCCCCCCCCCCCGAUCCUCCCGGCCGAGUCCCCGCUACCGCCACCAAAUCCUACUCCGCCGCGGUCAGCGCCCGUAUCCCUGCGAAGCCUGGCAGCAACGCUACCACGACCACCUCGACCGCGGUAGCCUCCCAACCCAUGAUGCACAACAUCGAAAACUGUGUCAUCAUAAAAGCCCCACCCUCAACCUCAAUCGAGCAAGUCCUCCUCGCGCUCGACAAACACUACCCCGCCCUUGCCGGCGCAAUGCCCUGCGUCAUCAAGAGUCAGCGCGCCCUCCGCUUUCCCAAAGACGCCGAUCUCGACACCCUGACUGCCAACGGUCUUCCUGUCGGCAAGACUCUCUGCCAAGUGGAGAAGCUUUUUGCCUCUACUAAAGGGGGUGUAAUUCAGUGCACCCUUACGGGCUUCUUCUCGGACGCCGAGGGCCUCCGCCUCUUCAACGAGCAGAUCGCUGCCUUUGGCACGGUCCUCCUUCGUCGCAUCCAGUACAUUGGGAAGACGAAGCACAUCUCUGGGGUGUAUGCCUUUUUCCUCGCCCUUCAGGAUGCAAACACCUUGCCUCCCGCUUCUAUUUCCAUUGAACGCGACGGAGUUACCGAGCGAAUCCCUCUGAGGAUCACCGGCAGCAUGCGCCACUGCGUCUUCUGCCGCUCCACGGCUCAUGUCCGUAAGGACUGCCCUGUCGCCCCUGCGUGCAAGACAUGCGCAAGCACCUCGCACGCCUCCCAGCAUUGUCCGGGCCGCCACGCGUCGAGCCCCCAGGACUCCCCCACGUCACGUGCCACGCAAGCCUCCGCCGGAUCCAAGUCGGUCCCCGCGGCAUCGGUGCCGGACCGCACGACCAAAAAUCGCCGAGUGGAACAGGAUCUGACUACCCAGCCUGAACUUUCGCCGAACAGCGCUCGUCCCUUGCCUGAAUCUUCGUCGAACAGCGCUCGUCCCUUGCCUGAAUCUUCGUCAAACACCGCUCGUCCCGAAUUCUCAUUCAAUUUUCCUCCCCAUGCUGCCACCCAAGCUGCCCCCCAGCCCUCCUCCAUCCAGGGAACUGCCUCUUCCCUCGUUGAAAAAUCCUCCCGAGUCCCCCAGCUCAGAGAACAUCUCUCCGUCCUCAAAUUUUCCUCCGGCCACGCCGAAGACGAUCAUGACUCGAUCCAAGUCGAUUGCCGCCCCCACCACCCCAGCCACCCCUAA